Bursaphelenchus xylophilus (pine wood nematode) is the source of this 922-nucleotide messenger RNA. The record is from the annotation of a GenBank genome assembly. Lineage: Eukaryota; Metazoa; Nematoda; Chromadorea; Rhabditida; Aphelenchoididae.
AUGCUUGUCGCUAUGGUUUUGGUCAUCGUCUUGCAAUGCAUUUCCGCUCAAAACCCCGAAUGCAGAGACCGAAUCCCAUGCACGUUUAUGAAGCAUCAAUGUCAAAACCAGUUCCUGCAGUCGACAAUGCGGAGAAUGUGCCAACAAACCUGUGGAUUUUGCCAAGAGACCGAAUGCAAGGAUUACAAUACCAAGUAAGUUUUAGGUCUUAUUAUACUUAGAGGGGAAGUACUCCAACUGCGACGCUCAGAUUUUCUUUAAAUUUUGGACACACAUCGGGGAGAUGGACUAAAUAUCAAUUCCUGAAAGUUUUAGCCCGCGCUUUCCCGGCGCCGCCGAGAUAUCGAACGAUUUUGGCCGCCGAGAGAGCGCGCUAAACGUGGAGAGCGGUCAGAGAGAAGACAUCUUUUUGGCCAUAACUUUCGCAGUUUUGAGCGGAAAAUUUUGAUUUUUUUGCAGAAAAAUUAUCCUUUACUGUUGAAAUUGGCAUGAAACAUGAAAUUCGGCAAAGUCCAAAAUUUUUAAUCUAAAAAUCUCGGUUGCUUCUGCAAAGCGCGAGCUAGAAUUCUCGCAUAUAUCUUAGAAAAAAUUAUUCUAAAUUUGUGCCAAGUUUCAUCAAAAUCUGAGCGUCGCACUUGGAGUUCUUCCCCUGUUAGUACAUUAAAAAUUACUGAUUUCCCAACCAAUUUUCAGUUGCGACCUCUAUCAACGCAACAACAUGUGCAUGUCGGAUUUUAUCCGAAACUCUUGCAAAAAGUCUUGCGGACUCUGUCGAGACAACGACCACACUAAACCCCCAGUUACCGAGGAGUCCAUCACCGAUAUUACAGAUGCAACGGAAGAGAAUGCAGUUACAGACUGGUCCUUGGAAAACACCGACCUGCCCGACAACGUCACUGACGGGGAUGAGGUUGAUGAAUAA